Molecule: messenger RNA, 1641 nt
Organism: Diaporthe amygdali
Lineage: Eukaryota; Fungi; Ascomycota; Sordariomycetes; Diaporthales; Diaporthaceae
Product: glycoside hydrolase subgroup catalytic core
Exons: 3
Coding region: 1-1641 (546 amino acids)
Source: RefSeq, a predicted model, not a curated record
AUGACGCGCCACUCUGGUCUGGUUGAAGUUUUGGGCAACGCAGUUCUGGCAACAAACUGCUCUCGGCUCUACGAUGUGCCGCUGCUCAGUUCAACAAUCCUCCAGGGGUCGACAUUUGGUGCGGCAAAGCCUAUCGAUCGACAUGAGACCGCAGCAUUGCUCAUAGGAGCCGAGGUGUCAUAUCAGCUGGGUGAAGCCAUUAGCGAGUCUUCCAUCACAACUCCGGCGCAAAAGUUACAGGUCACUGUGCUCGCUGGGGAUGUGAAGCUAGGCUCGGCUUCACUGGAUGUUGGAUCAGUUGAUAACGAAGUUCCCAUUUCAUUGGAUGGCCUCGAUCCCAGUCUUGAUCCUUACACCUUGACAAUCAAUGCAGAACUGGCAAAUUUGACGACGUAUUCGACAAACACUAGCUUCUCUUACCUCCCAUACCCAGAUAACUACGGCAGUGUUGCUAGGCUGGACAAUCUCUACGGGGGCAUUCACGCGCAGAGAGGAAAGAACAGUUCCUGGGAGGUAAUAUUUCCAUACACAUAUUACGUGCAAUGGACCCUCUAUUGGGAUACUGACGUCUCUACACUUGACGAAUACGCCUCCUACGGCUUCAAUUUGGUUCACAUCGUCCCGACGGGAUCUCUUGGGGAGCAGCCGUUUCCCUGGGACCAAUUCCAACCCUACCUUGACCGAGCGGCAGAGUUGGGUAUAUGGCUCCAAUAUGAUGUUAUAUGGGAGCCAGGAAACACGACCGAGAUGAUUGAACAGGUCACUGCCCUGCGCACUCACCCCAGUAUCUUGAGCUGGUACCAAAGCGAUGAACCAGACGGAAAAGGCAACCCUACCAACUCCACAGGCCUCGCUUACAAAAAAAUCAAAGAACUAGACCCCUACCACCCCAUCAGCCUCGCCCUUAACUGCGAAAACUUCUAUUACGGCGAAUAUGCUGCUGGGGCUGACAUUAUUGUACCGGAUGUGUACCCUAUAUCAACCAAUACCUCUUACUCAACAGUGUAUGACACUGUCUGCAAUUCCACUUACGGCUGCUGCGGCUGCGACAAUUGUGGAAUCGGCCCGACCGUCUUUGACGACAUUCCACGGCGCCUCGAUGAGUUCAGACGCAGGGACGAGCUCAUCGGCUGGGCAAAGACGCAGUGGUUCGCGCCCCAGGCGUUUGGGAACGAGACCUUUUGGACGAGGUAUCCAACUGCGCAUGAGCUGGACGUCAUGACGCUUCUUGCAGUAAAUCAUGGCGCCAAGGGGCUAACCAUGUGGGAUUACCCAACCACUGCCGAGCUGUUCAACGUCACUAGAGACAUGGCUGCUCUCUUCACCGGCACAACGGCAGCGAGCCUGUUUCUCGGCGCGCCGAGAUUCCAGGGCUUGCCAGUCUCAGGAUCUGACGACCUUGACGCUGCUGCAUGGGUGGACGAGAAGAACGGGCAGGCGAUGGUCAGUGUGGUGAACCUGAAUUACUAUGACAUCUCUGAACCCCUUUCCGUUGCCCUGCCGGAAGGGCUCAUUGCCUCGACGCUUGAAACGAGUCUUUGGGGUGAUGACCAGUGGAAAGUUGGGCCUAAUGGGAGUUUGAUCGCUAGUGAUGGUGUGGGCGGCCUAGCUACGGCUGUUUUUGUCGUCAAUAUAUCAUAA